CUUUCUCUCUUCCCUCGUCCUUCUUUCUCUCCGCUUCACUCGUUUCUUUGGCUUCCUGUGUGUUGUCUCUCACUCAGGACUGUUCCCCUAUCCACGUCCUGUCGGAACAACACCUGCCUACCUGCCUACCUACCUGCCCUACCUACUCACCCGUGGAGACCGAAACGCCGCUCUCCACUAUUUUCCUCCCCCCUCCUCCUCUCCUCUGAACUCCUACUUGUCGGGGAAUUCGGGCAACUCCUGAGCCACCGCUCCUUUAGUUUCUUCCCCUCCCCCCCUCCCCCUUGGAGUUUCAUCUUUCCCUUCUUUUAUAUUCGAGAACUUCACCACUCUUCCUUAUCCCCCGUCCAACCACCGUUUGGUACUCGGGAGGAGCCUCAACAUGGACCCUAACAACAAUCGCCUCCACCUGAAUUUCGGGUACAACGACCGUGGCUUCAAUGCGGCCGCCAACAACCGCGCGUAUCCCACCACCCCCUCCGCGUUCCCUCAGCCGAUCUAUCAGAACCAGGGUCCUCAGGAGUACGUCGAUCCUCAAAAUGGAGCGUACGGUCAGGGCUAUUUCAUGGCCAACCCCUAUCCUGCGCAGCCCCAAUACGCUCAGCAGCAGCACUAUGGCCAGCCCAACCUGCAGUCCCCUCAACCCGCCUAUCAAUCCCGGAUGGGCUACAACCCCAACGACGGGCCCAAUGGCCUGAUCCAGCAAUUCUCCAACCAGGACCUGAACGCCGGCCGCACUGGAUUCUUCGGUCGUUCGGGCUCCCCCGCGCAGAGACCCCGUACCGCUGGCUCCCCGGCCCCUGGGCAGCAACAACCGGGCCAUCUGGCCCCGCCGAUGCCUCGCAGCCCUCGCGCCCCUGCUGAGAACGAAGAGCUGCAGCGCUACCCCGAACGGUACUCCGAGAAUAUUCACAAGCGGGGCAAGGCGGCUAAGGAGCUGGUGAACGUUUUCUUCCACGAGAACAUCGAGCGAGCGCGCGAUCGUAAUAUGCGAUCUGCAGAGCUCGACAGGAUGAUCCGCGAACCUGGUAUUCCCAAUGAGUCGAAGCACCAGGAGGCGGAGGUCGUUUCGAAGAAGGAGUCCAACUUUUUGCGAUUCCUCCGAACUCGCGAAACCCCUUCAAACUUCCAGACUAUCAAGGUUAUUGGCAAGGGUGCCUUUGGUGAGGUUAAGCUGGUGCAAAGGAAGACCGACGGCAAGAUCUACGCUCUCAAAUCCCUGAUCAAGACGGAGAUGUUCAAGAAGGACCAACUGGCCCACGUUCGUGCGGAACGUGAUAUUCUGGCCGAUUCCAAGGAUAACCCUUGGCUCGUCAAGCUGCAUGCCUCGUUCCAGGACACCGCUUACCUUUAUCUGCUGAUGGAGUUCUUGCCGGGUGGUGAUUUGAUGACGAUGCUGAUCAAGUAUGAGAUCUUCUCCGAGGAUAUCACGAGAUUCUACAUGGCGGAGAUUGUCAUGGCCAUCGAGGCCGUUCACAAACUCGGCUUCCUUCACCGAGACAUCAAACCCGACAACAUCCUCCUGGACCGUGGUGGUCAUGUGAAGCUUACCGAUUUCGGUCUCUCGACGGGAGGCAAGAAGACGCAUGACAACUCGUACUAUCAAAACCUCCUCAAGAACUCCACCUCGAAGGACAAGAACCGUAACUCCGGUUAUUUCAAUGACGCGAUCAACUUGACGGUAUCGAACCGUGGUCAGAUCAAUACCUGGAGAAAGUCCCGCCGCGCCAUGGCCUAUUCGACUGUUGGCACGCCCGACUACAUUGCACCCGAGAUCUUCAACGGCCAGGGAUAUACCUACCUCUGCGAUUGGUGGUCGGUUGGUGCUAUCAUGUUUGAAUGCUUGGUUGGCUGGCCUCCAUUCUGUGCCGAAGACACGACCGAUACCUACCGGAAGAUCGUGAACUGGAGGGAGUGCCUGUACUUCCCGGAGGAGCUCACUCUUUCGCGUGAAUCCGAGGGGUUGAUCCGAAGUUUCUUGUGUGAUACCGAACACCGUAUUGGAAGCGAUGGUGGCCAAUACGGAGGUGCUUCCCACAUCAAGAGCCACCCAUUCUUCCGUGGCGUCGUUUGGGAACAGCUUCGCAACAUCCGCGCGCCGUUUGAGCCGAAGCUCAGCUCGAACAUCGAUGUGUCCUACUUCCCCAUUGACGAAAUUCCCCAGGAGGACACCAGUGCUAUCCACCGCGCCCAGGCUCGUGCCAUGCCUGAUGACCAGGAGGCUGAGAUGAGCCUUCCGUUCAUCGGAUACACAUACAAGGCAUUCAACGCAUUCCAAGGAAACUAAGCAUUAGAGUCGAUUAUCCGAGUUGAACAUUGUACAAUGAACAUCUUUGGGAAGUCUGAAAGCGGGCAGGCUUGCGUCGAUGUCUUUCCAGUGAUUCAUCGAUGAUUUAAUCUCGGCAUACCCCUGUUGGUUUGUUUGAUCAAGCAUAUAGCGCAUUUGUCAUCACUGUGUUAUUGAUAAUGACCUGAGCAUCUUCUUCUAUUUAUUCCCCUUGCAUGUCGCGAGACGACGCCUGCUAUUUACAAACAAUAUCUGGCAUCAAAAACUACAUACAGUGCAUUGUUGAUCUACAGUCUACAGUUUAUGUGCUACAUCCACAAAUGCAGAUUAUGAUUUGACUCGCACCUGGGCUUCUUGGCUAGGGCGAUAGUAUGGUGCAUUUGCGAGUGGCUCUAUUUCUUAGUAUGAAAAUUUCCCCUUUGAAUCUGUUUGUGCGGAAUGGAACGACGGAGUUUAUCAUAUACCAUAAGUUGAAAGUCAGAAUGGCGAUCUAAU
Molecule: messenger RNA, 2782 nt
Organism: Aspergillus steynii IBT 23096
Lineage: Eukaryota; Fungi; Ascomycota; Eurotiomycetes; Eurotiales; Aspergillaceae
Product: serine/threonine protein kinase CBK1
Exons: 4
Coding region: 383-2287 (634 amino acids)
Biological process (GO): intracellular signal transduction; peptidyl-serine phosphorylation
Molecular function (GO): ATP binding; protein serine/threonine kinase activity
Source: RefSeq, a predicted model, not a curated record